This is a messenger RNA of Sungouiella intermedia, 909 nucleotides long. The record is from the annotation of a GenBank genome assembly. NCBI's taxonomy places the organism in Eukaryota, Fungi, Ascomycota, Pichiomycetes, Serinales, Metschnikowiaceae.
AUGUCUCAGUUAUUAGAUUCCUCCUAUGGUAAGGCCAACGUCAAGUUCUUGAAGGUCCGCAAAGAUGCAUCCAACCCAGCAGUCCAAGAUGUCUUGGAAGCUAACUGUCAGGUUUUGUUAAAAGGAAACUUCGAUGUUUCUUACACAGAUGCCGACAACUCUCCAGUUGUUCCUACCGAUACCGUGAAGAACACCAUUUUGGUAGAGGCCAAGAACACCAACGUUUGGCCUAUCGAACGUUUUGCUGCUCAUUUAGCCAAACACUUCACCGAGAAGUACUCGCAUGUUCUGGGAGUUGAGGUGACAAUUAUCCAGCAGAGAUGGACCAAAUUCCCAGUCAAAGGAAAGUUGCACGAUCACUCCUUCAGACACGAGGGUCCUGAAACCAGAAGAACCUUCUUGGAGUAUUCGAAGGUUUCUGGCAAAUUGACCAUUACCUCGUCCAUUAAGGACUUGACUGUUUUGAAGUCUACCGGCUCCAUGUUCUACGGCUACCACCAGUGUGACUACACCACCUUGCAGCCCACCGAAGACCGUAUCUUGUCCACGGAUGUCUAUGCAAAAUGGAAGUACGAUGAGUCGUUGAAGACGUUGGACGAUGUGUUCAAGUUGGCAGAUGAGGGUGUUUUCGACAAGACAUACGACACUGCCAGAGAAAUCACCUUGGAACGUUUCGCCGUGGAGAACUCUCCUUCUGUUCAGGCCACCAUGUUCAACAUGGCAACCGACAUUUUGGCCCAGGCACCAGCCAUUGACUCUGUCACUUACGAGUUGCCAAACAAGCACUACAUUUUGUUCAACUUAGAAUGGAAGGGUAUCAAGGGCAACAAAGACUUAUUCUAUCCUUCGCCAGAUCCAAAUGGUUUGAUCAAGUGUACUGUGGGCAGAAAGAGUGCUGCUAAGUUGUAG